GCUCUUCUCAUGCAAAACAAAUUAGCCGUCCUCUUAAUAGUAUCUAGGGAACCAAACCUAGGAACCACAGCUUCAGUAGAGCGUUGCCUGCACCCAAAAGAAACGGAACACUACCUUGACAUUUUUAAGGAAACUUAAAACAUCCACUUCCACUUUGCUUUCAAUGGCUUCUACUCAAUAUAAGCAUUACCAUGAUAAAGAGUAUGAUCCUUGCAUUUUAUUUGAAACAUACUUGGGGACCGAUAUGGAUGCUUCCAAGAACCAGUUGAUAGAAUAUCCUAUUAAAUCUCUUCGGGAUAUAUUGUCUUCAGGUUUGGUGAAAGGAGAAACUCUGAUUGAACUUAGUGUUACAUCUUUUAUGCAUAUGUUGGUGGCUGCUGAUUACUUUGACAACAUCAUCAUGUUACACUCCUGUGAAUCCGAUGAACAAGAGGCACAGAAAUGGUUAAACAAGGAACCAGAAGCCAUAGACCACUCUCACCUUACAACCUUUGUCUGUGGUCUUAAAGGGGAAUGCACAACAUGUGAGGAACAUGAAGAAAAAACCAGAAGAGCCGUCAAACAGGUGGUACGAUGGGAUAUUACCAAAGAGAACCCACUUGGUGAUGUUGUGUUGCCCCAAGCAGACUGUGUGCUCAGUUGUGCGUAUUUGGAUAUUGUUAGUAAAGAUCAUGAGAUGUAUCUGAAACUUCUAAAACAAAUCUCCUCCCUUGUGAAAAUAGGAGGUCACCUGAUCAUGAUUGGAGCCCUUAAUCAAACGUACUACAUGUUAGGCCAACACAAGUUUUCUUCCCUGACUUAUGAUGAAGAGUUUUUACGAAAGGCUCUGGCAAAGAACGGGUUUAUAAUAGAGAGAUUUGGGAAAGAGAAAAGCAGACAUAAUUCUGGUUUGUGUGAUUAUGAAUAUUUGACAUAUUCUGUAUCCCAAAAGGAAAGAGAGGCCUAAAUUCCUGAAUCUCCAAAGACAAAGUUGUGUUUAUGUUAAUGAUUACAUUGUUGUCCUUUAAUUAGCUUUCGGUGAUGCUGUGUGAUGAUAAAUAACAUAAUAAAUAACCUCAUUAAGAGGCGCAUAAUAUUUUGGCACUAUAUAGGAUAAUAAUUAGUGGUGGGCUGAAAAUUCUAGUCUAUGGGCGACAAUUUUUUUUCACCCAUUGGAGUCUAAGGGCACUCUUUACUAUUAAUUAAAUAUUUUAUAAUAUUUUGAAUUGGUUGGUAUGGGGUAAUUGCCACUGCUCUGAGUAUAAAAUUGGUAAAAUAUUAUAAUGUCAUUUAGAAUGACAUAUUGUGUAUGUGAUUGGCUUUAUUUUGGCUGCUAAACCAUUGUAAUCAUUAUCUAAAUAAACAUAUAUUUACACUUUA
Molecule: messenger RNA, 1359 nt
Organism: Xenopus laevis (African clawed frog)
Lineage: Eukaryota; Metazoa; Chordata; Amphibia; Anura; Pipidae
Product: nicotinamide N-methyltransferase
Exons: 4
Coding region: 164-946 (260 amino acids)
Source: RefSeq, a predicted model, not a curated record